Messenger RNA from Vigna angularis (adzuki bean), 844 nucleotides. RefSeq lists its product as uncharacterized. The record is from RefSeq and is a predicted model, not a curated record. The transcript has 2 exons. Lineage: Eukaryota; Viridiplantae; Streptophyta; Magnoliopsida; Fabales; Fabaceae. Bases 89 to 586 code for a protein of 165 amino acids.
ACGUAUAUAUAUAUAUAUAUAUAUAUAUAUAUAUAUAUAUAUAUCUUUCUUAAAGUAGCCAAAGUUGAUAAAGAAAUUAAACACAAAGAUGAUGAACUACUCAUGCGGCUGCCACACCCUUGUCAUGCUACUUUUGAUCAUCGUGGCCGCAGGAGAGAACAACCCUUUGUUGGAGUUAUUAUCAAAUAGAGAUGAAGUGGUGCAGAUUGCUGGCUAUGGAGAGGAGAAGCUAUCCACAGUCCUCAUCACAGGUUCUGUUACUUGCCAGCCACAACACCAACCUCAUGCAUGGCCACUACAAGGAGCUUGGGUUGGUUUGAAGUGCCACAGCCAUGGGAGAAAGUGGAAGGGGAAAGGGUCAGUGGUAGCUAGAGGUGUAACUGAUGAAUUUGGAGAGUUCAUAAUAGAUCUUCCUUCUCAGCUUCAUGCUGUUCCUAACUUGGAAAAGGUAUGUUCGGUAAAAAUUGAUCGGAUUCCAAAGCGGUCAUUUUGUCGAGCAGUUGGUGUGAAGAAACAGAAGGAAUUGAGUCUCUAUUCCUUCGGCAAUGGCAUACGCACUUACAACGCUGGAAACAUAAGGAUCUAGCAUGCCACUUAAUUUCCAACAUCAAUCUUCAACCAUGCCUCGUUACGAUGGCGCUUAUAGUCACAGUAUUGGGUUGCAUGCGUUGCUUUUAAAUGUCUGUGCAUACUACAUUCUCUUUCACUUUUGUAAAAGAUGUUGUUUGUGAAAGACCACUGUUUGGUCAUGUAGUUGAGAAGUUCUAGGAAUUGUAAUAUACUUCAUACUAUUUUUCAAAGCAGUUAUUCCCACUUGCAAUAUCCAACAAGGGGAUCUUGAAAA